Messenger RNA from Corvus hawaiiensis (hawaiian crow), 1630 nucleotides. RefSeq names its product RNA binding motif single stranded interacting protein 2 (gene RBMS2). Gene Ontology annotation, cellular component: nucleus; cytosol; ribonucleoprotein complex. Lineage: Eukaryota; Metazoa; Chordata; Aves; Passeriformes; Corvidae. Gene Ontology annotation, molecular function: poly(U) RNA binding; mRNA 3'-UTR binding; poly(A) binding. The record is from RefSeq and is a predicted model, not a curated record.
UGACAGAACAACACCGUGGGGUUACCGGGGAGGACCGGGCAGGACCGGGGGCUACCGGGUGAGGCGGAGGGGGGUGCCAGGGCAAUACCAGGCGAGGACGGGGAGCACCGGGAGGAGGAUGCGACGAGUGACACCGGGGGGGGGUGGCGGGAUCACCGGGGGAACAACGGCAGCACCGGGAGGAUGGGGGGGGUGACGGGUGGCCCCGUGGGUGCCACCCGGGGAGGACGGGCGGCACCGGGCGUGGAUCGGCGCUAGGACCCGGCGUCGCGGGGCCGCCCGGAUUCCAGGCUGGCUCCCGGUGUGACGUCACGCCCGGUCCCGGCCCCUCGCGCUCGGGAAAAUGCUGCUCUCGGUGCCGCCGCGCUCGGGGCUCCCCGCCUUCGCCUACAACAAGGGCGGCAAGAAGCAGCCCUAUGUGCCCCCGGCGCAGCCCCUGGGCCCCCCCAGCCCCAGCCCCGCCGGGGGGGCCCCGGACCAGCUGAGCAAGACCAACCUCUACAUCCGGGGGCUGCACCCCGGCACCACGGACCAGGACCUGGUCAAGCUCUGCCAGCCCUACGGGAAGAUCGUCUCCACCAAAGCCAUCCUGGACAAGACAACCAACAAGUGCAAAGGCUAUGGUUUCGUGGAUUUUGACAGCCCCACGGCCGCCCAAAAGGCCGUGACAGCGCUGAAGGCCAGCGGGGUGCAGGCGCAGAUGGCCAAGCAACAGGAGCAGGACCCCACCAACCUGUACAUCUCGAACCUGCCGCUGGGCGUGGACGAGCAGGAGCUGGAGGCGCUGCUGAAGCCCUUCGGGCAGGUGGUCUCCACCCGCAUCCUGCGGGACCCCCACGGGGCCAGCCGGGGCGUGGGCUUCGCACGGAUGGAAUCCACGGAGAAGUGCGAGGCCGUCAUCACCCACUUCAACGGGAAAUUCAUCAAAACCCCCCCAGGGGUGCCAGCCCCCCCAGACCCCCUGCUCUGCAAGUUCGCGGACGGGGGGCAGAAGAAGCGGCAGAGCCAGGGCAAGUUCGUGUCCAACGGCCGAGCCUGGGCCCGGGACGGCGACACGGGCACCGUGACCUUGGCCUACGACCCCGCGACGGCGCUGCAGAACGGGUUCUACCCGGCGCCCUAUGGGCUGGCCCCCGGCCGGAUGCUGCCUCCCGCCGCCCUGGCCCCCUACCUGCCCUCCCCAGUGUCGUCUUACCAGGUCCAUGGCCCCACCUGGAUGCACCAGUCCUACCUCGUGCAGCCCACGGUGAGCCACGCCCGGUGCCACGCCCGGUGCCACGCCCUGAGGGGUGGAGGGGUGGCGGGAGCCUCGCUUGGAUCUGCCCCGCCCCGAUGGGGGGAGGGGAUGCUGGAGCCCCACCCCUGCCACACCCCACUCUUGCCCCACCCCCUGCAGCCAAGCCCCUCCCACUUUGCCACACCCACCUCAGGCAUGUGCCUAUUGGUGGCACAGCCUCGCUCGGGGGGUCCCUGGGCCCUGUCCCAUGUCCCCCUCCCCGUGGGUGCAAAGCCCCCAUGUCCCCCAUGUCCCUCAGGGUCCCCAGUAUCCCUAGUGUCCCCCAUGGAGCCACCAUCAUGUCCCCAAUGUCCCCAGUUGUGUCCUGGUGUCCUCCCCCAUGUCCCCCUGUGA